Messenger RNA from Symsagittifera roscoffensis, 2735 nucleotides. Its product is annotated as cyclin-dependent kinase 1-like. The record is from RefSeq and is a predicted model, not a curated record. The coding region runs from base 42 to 2003 and encodes 653 amino acids. Gene Ontology annotation, cellular component: nucleoplasm; NuRD complex; nucleus. The transcript has 3 exons. Gene Ontology annotation, biological process: negative regulation of transcription by RNA polymerase II; protein phosphorylation. Lineage: Eukaryota; Metazoa; Xenacoelomorpha; Acoela; Convolutidae. Gene Ontology annotation, molecular function: chromatin binding; protein serine/threonine kinase activity; histone deacetylase binding.
AUAAACUUAUUAAAUAGAUUGGUUUGUGUGUGUUUGUGAAAAUGACAGCUCCUUCCCUCAACAAUAUGUAUAGGGUGGGAGAUUACGUGUACUUCGAAGUGCAUGCGGGAUACCCGUACCAGAUCAGGAAAAUAGAGGAGUUGAAUAGAGCAAGUAGUGGAUCACAGGUGGAGGUAAAAGUGCAAUGUUACUAUAGACGGAGGGACAUACCGAAUGCUUUGAUCCAUUUGGCUGACCCCUCAUUCAAUGACAAACAUCCCAACAAAACUGUCUUGGACAACUUGACUACUGAUGACAAACAUUCUCUGUUUCACAGGGAGUUGUUCCUUUCGAGGCACACUGAAAAGGUUCCGGCGCAAUAUAUACGUGGAAAAUGUACCGUAAAUCUAAUUAGCGAAGUGGAGUCGCCACAUAUCUAUAUUAACAAAGAGGAUGCAUUUUUCUAUUCGCUCGUAUACGACCCAGUCAAUAAAACGCUGUUAAAAGACCAAGGUGAAAUGAGAGUAGGAAACAGGUUCCAGGCCCAGGUGCAACCCUGGAUCGAGCAACCGAUGAAACUAGACGACGAUGGAGAGUAUGUCAAAUUGAUGUGGGAUCCCAAAAAUAGAGUUUCUGAAGAAGACUGUGCCAAAUAUCUGAUUGUUGUCAGAUCGAUUGGAACAUUUUCUCGUGCGUUGCACCACACGACUCAAGUUCGGGAAACUAGUCUGGUCAAUUCGGCAGCCGCUGCUUCUCGCGAUGUAGCAAUUGCAUAUGCGCACGAUUUACUGAACAUGUGUGAUUAUGACAUCGGGAAGUCGUGUUUAGAAUUAGUGCCUGAAAAUGGUCCGUUGCUGAUACAAGACCAAUCCGAAGAAUGGUCUGCUAGCGAAGCGGCUCUCUUCGAAGAAGCUUUGGACAAACAUGGGAAAGAGUUUGGGGAGAUCAGAAAAGAGUUUCUACCCUGGAAAACUAUGCCAUCUAUUAUAGAGUAUUAUUACAUGUGGAAAACAACUGAUAGAUAUAUGAGGCAAAAAAGAAUCAAAGCUACAGAAGCGGAGUCAAAGUUGAAGCAAGUGUACAUUCCAUCAUCAGGAACGUACAACAACCCGAAUAAGAUCCCUCUUGAUGGACCGAACGGACCGUUUGUUAACUUCCAAUGCGAGGGCUGCUCCUGCAAAGAAUCAAAUGCGUGGUUUCUUUGGGGACCCAAUAAUAUGUGCAAGUUGUGCGAAUCUUGUUGGGUGUACUGGAAGAAAUUUGGAGGACUCAAAAAACCGACUGCAUACGAAAAGAGUGCAAAUGAACAAAAUGUGCGAGAGUUUAAGUACGAGUGCAAACAGUGCAAGAGGCAGUUUUCGAGACAAGAGCGUCUUGUAAACCACAUGUCGGAGCACGGCGAGUAUCGAUGUGUAGUUGAAGGUUGCGACCGAGAGUUCAAGGUCAAGAACCAGUUGUAUAGACACUUGACCUCGACGCAUAACCUCUGUAUAACAUCUAGAACCUCAUAUGCCCAGAUAAUUAAGGUCAGGGAACCUUUCUUGAUGGUAGCGACCAAGGCUACAAAAAGAGUGCAGCAGAAAAUGACCCAACGGUUCCAGAAGAUCGCGAGGAACCCCUGCGUUGAAAUUGACAUCAGCGAUAUUUCUAGUAACUGUGAAUCGAGCUCAGAAUCAGAAGCACAUGCGGAUGAAUCAAAAACGAAAACAAAAAAGGUUUCAAUCGAAGACUUGGUUCUUAAAAUAGGAGAAGUAUACCGAGAAGCUCCGAGUGGCAGAAAACGAGGAAUUACUGACAAAAACAAUGCCGCAACUGCGCCGUAUAAGAAAAUUCAUCUUGAUGUGAAUGCGCCAUUAGUUUCUGUUAGCAGCAAGCCAUUCAAAUGGUGCGAUGUUGUUGAUGGAUAUCUCUACAUGGCAAGCCCAGAAACAAAAGAAAAGCGUGUAAAAAAGAAAUCUUCUGAUUACAAACGAGCUAGCAGAUGUCCUGCUCUUGAUGUAUCUGCAGAAAAUAAAGCAAAUUAAGUGCAGUAAAUUGUGUCUGGAAUCUAAGACGACAGCCCUUAAGACGAAAACAGGAUUUUAAGAUGACAAUUAAAUUAAUACAAACACACAAAAAAAAAUCAUUUUGAUCGGUUAAAUUUUAGGAGAGAAGGGUUCAAAAAUAGAUGUUGCCAAACAUACGUUUUGUCAUCUUGACGUUUUUACUCAUGCUUUGUCGUCUUUUUACUUGGCACCGGUGAAGCUUAGUGUGUGCCGUUACCUGAAACUAAUUUUUUUGGCUCUUUUUUAUACCCCCUCCCGUGCCACCUCACGCGAGCAUCAAUUUUAUGGUAUAACGAGUCGUUUUACAAGGUUAAUUAUGAAGACCAAAUAUGUUUCUCGUGGCCUAAUUAGCAUAGCAAUUCAAUGCGCAUGCCAAUUUGCGUAACAAUCAGGAAAUGUGCACAAAAGUUUUACUUGUAGAACUUUGCAGGUGGGGAGGGGGAAGAGAAAAAGAGUAAUUUUUUGAUCUAAUAAUUCUGUCCUUGAAAACCAAUCUCGUUUUGUGAUUUAAAAUUGUGUAUGAUCAAAAUGUGAAGAAAUGAUAAAUAUUUGACUAUUUCGGUUAUUUUUCUAUUCGAUCAGUCUGUCUGUCUACUUUAUCUAAGUAAUACAAAUACCUGUGUUUUGAAUAAUUUUUGAUCGUUGUUUAGAUUCGCAUAUUUAUCUGUUUAAUUUUACUUUGUAUGUCAAAUCAAUUAAAUUUUAUAUUAA